Hevea brasiliensis (rubber tree) is the source of this 2029-nucleotide messenger RNA. RefSeq lists its product as uncharacterized. The transcript has 5 exons. NCBI's taxonomy places the organism in Eukaryota, Viridiplantae, Streptophyta, Magnoliopsida, Malpighiales, Euphorbiaceae. Gene Ontology annotation, biological process: lipid catabolic process. The coding region runs from base 489 to 1832 and encodes 447 amino acids. The record is from RefSeq and is a predicted model, not a curated record.
AAUUGAGAACUCUCCAUCAACCAAAUUAAAAUCCCUUUUCUUUUGUUUUCAUACACAAUAAUUAAAAGAAAAAUGCACAGAAACAGAAACAAACAGUCAGUUCAAAAUAAAAACAAACAAACAAGAAGAAUCUUAUUCUACGAUUGUGCAACAAUCCAUGACUAAAUUACGACAUCUGUGUUAUGUCCAAAGGCUGAAGACAAGCAUCCAGAAUCUCCAGAUUGUAUAAAAAAUUUACAAUUCCUCUCAUUAUUCAUCAACCUUCAUUUUCUCUCUCUUCCCAACCUGGACCAGCUCACCUUACAUGUGAACUGCCAUUAAAGCUUAUUCCAUUAUCCUUUGGUAUCAAGCUUCUUCCGUCAUUCAAUUACCUUACUUACAGUGGACAAGAACCCACCUUUUUGUUACUCUGAAUUUCAAGAAUAGCACCCUCCAGCUUCCUUUAACACUUCAAGAUCCCAAACCACUCCUUUCUGUUUUCAGUCCAAAUGUCAGUUACCUGUGGCGUAGAAUGCGUUGUCGUUUUAGGCUGCAUGCGAUGGGCCUGGAAGCGCUGCACCUAUGUGGGUUCCGACGAUAGUGCUUCCUGGACUUUGGCCACUAAGGACGAAUUCGAACCAGUUCCUCGCAUCUGCAGCCUAAUCCUCUCUGUCUACGAGACCGACACCGAACAUCCCCAGUUCUCAUCGCCGCUCGACGCCAAGUGUCUAAUCAAGAGAGUCACCUACGAGCAGACCCACGGCCGUGCUCCUCCUUAUAUCAUCUACCUCGAUCAUGAACACAAAGAAAUCGUGCUUGCAAUUCGUGGGUUAAAUUUGAUCAAGGAAAGCGACUACAAAUUGCUAUUGGACAAUCGACUGGGGAUGCAAAUGUUUGAUGGGGGUUAUGUGCAUCAUGGGUUGUUGAAGUCUGCAUUAUGGUUGUUGAAUGAAGAGAGAGAGACAUUGAAGGAUAUCUGGCAGAAAAAUGGGAAGGAAUGCACUAUGGUGUUUGCAGGACAUUCUUUGGGGUCAGGAGUGGCUGCCUUGUUGACGAUUAUUGCUGUUAAUCAUCGAGAUCAAUUAGGAGGAAUUCCCAGGAACAAAAUCAGGUGUUAUGCUGUGGCUCCAGCUCGAUGUGUGUCACUUAACUUGGCGGUUAAGUACGCAGAUGUGAUUAACUCCAUUGUGCUGCAGGAUGAUUUCUUACCAAGAACACCUACUCCACUGGAGGAUAUUUUUAAAUCAAUCUUCUGCUUGCCUUGCUUGCUAUUUUUGGUUUGCUUGAGGGAUACCUUCAUACCAGAAGGAAGAAAGCUUAGAGAUCCAAGAAGACUUUAUGCACCUGGGCGAAUCUAUCAUAUUGUAGAGAGAAAGUUUUGCAGGUGUGGGAGGUUUCCUCCAGAGGUCAGAACUGCCAUUCCUGUAGAUGGAAGAUUUGAACACAUUGUCUUAUCAAGUAAUGCUACAUCGGAUCAUGGAAUUAUUUGGAUAAAAAGGGAGUCAGAGAAGGCCUUGCAGACAAUGAUGGAAAGCAGUUCUGAGACUACAACAACUCCUCCAAAAGUACAGAAACUGGAUAGGUUACAGACACUUGAAAAAGAACACCAAGAUGCAAUAGAAAGAGCUGUCAGUUUGAAUAUACCACAUAAUGAGAGCAUCACAGAGGCAGAACCUCAAGAGGGCAAAGAGGCAGAGUCUUCCCAUGGUGAGCACGAAGGUGAACAUGCUUCAGAAACUAAAUCACAGUCCAGCUUCUCAAGGACAAAAUGGGAUGAACUGCUUAAUAAAGUGUUAGAGAAGGAUGAGUUGGAUGAGCUGGCUGCAAAGAAAGAUGCAAAUGCCCCCAAAUAACUAUUGCUUAUUGUCAGGGUGUAUACAUUGAAAGAUAGGUGUUUUGCUCCUUUAUUCAUUUUUGUACCCACCUUUCUGAAUGUCCAAGUUUGUAUAUCUUCUUGUAUAAAAGAAAUUGCAAAAAUUCUAGUAAAUGAUACAGAUACAAAAAGUGCAACAUCACUAAUUUUUAAAGCCUUUGAACAGUUGCUUCGUCA